Molecule: messenger RNA, 438 nt
Organism: Adineta ricciae
Lineage: Eukaryota; Metazoa; Rotifera; Eurotatoria; Adinetida; Adinetidae
Source: the annotation of a GenBank genome assembly
AUGGCUGAUUCAACCGAUGCGCUUUCUGCACCAACUGUAGCCGCUACAAAAGGCACAAAACGUGAAGCUGAACUAGAUGAUAUUAGUCCAUCGAAAUUGAAGGCUUUAAAAGCUGCGCGCAAUGGAAGAAACGGUGAUGGACCAGUUGAUGAUGAAUCUUCGAAUCAUAAGAAUGGUGAUGAUCAUUUACAUGAUGAUGAAGAUGAAGAUGAUGACGACGUAGCUGGUGGUGAUCAAGAAGGUGAUGAUUAUGACGAAGACGACGACGGAUCUGACGGCGAUUACGAAGAAGAUACCGGAGAAAAUGGUGAUGGUGAAGAAGACUCGAAAGCAUCUGCUGGAAAAACCAACUCUCGAAGAGCUGCUGCUGGUGCUUCCGGUGCCAACGAAAGUGAAGAAGACGAAGAAGAUGAAGAGGAUGACGAGGACCAAGAAUAA